This is a messenger RNA of Rhopilema esculentum, 4347 nucleotides long. The record is from RefSeq and is a predicted model, not a curated record. NCBI's taxonomy places the organism in Eukaryota, Metazoa, Cnidaria, Scyphozoa, Rhizostomeae, Rhizostomatidae.
AUGGCUAGCACUACCUGUGAUAAAGUUAAAGAAACAGCAAAGAAAAGUUUUUUCGUCACAACUUCCGUUCAAGAGGCAUUGGAUAUUCUGAAGGCACACGAAUUGAAGCAUACGCUUCGCUAUUCAACGUUUUGUUCAAGGAAAAAUUUUGGUGACACGGACUUUGCGGAGAAGAAACAUCUCACACAAUGGGAAGACGAGACCAUACCCUUCUCAGGAACGCCAUUUUUUGUUAUCAACCAGAAGACUUUCGAUUGCCAACAUGGCAAGGAUCGCAAUAUCAAAAUUAAAGAAAAACUCAAGAAUGAAAGAAAACAAAGUGCAACGCUUGGGGAUCAUGGAUACCGACAAAGAAAAGACCACGUUCAAAACACAAAAAAAUUUGAUUGCCCUGCACAGGUCAAACUUAAAGAAAUUGUAGAGUUCCCAUGUAUCAAGAUUGACAGUAACACAAAAUGGAAACGAGCAACAGCUUCCAAAGAACUGCAAAAGAAAAUUGGCGAUGGCGCAGUGAAAGAUUUCAUCAGGAAAUUUGUUUUGAUUGUGCCAGACCUUGGCGUUCAUAAAUACCAUGCUAUUGGAGAAGUAUGUUACAGGCAAACUGAUCAAAAAUUAGAUUUAACUUAUCAAAUUUUAUAUCAAAUCAUAUCUAAUUUAACUGUGAUGGUAGCUCAUGUUUUUCUGCUCACAACGUCUGAUUCAUCAUUAGUUCUUUACGCUACAGCCAAUAUUAACUACCAACUAGCCUUAUUUUUCAUUACACAGAAUGCCGGAAUAUCGCAAGAGAUUGACCAGUUUCUAGUGAAGAAAAUCGAUCUGAUGGUCAAGGAAGGAGUUUCAAGCGUCAACGAAAUGCGACGACAACUUCGUAUUACAGUUACUCAUGAACUUUUUGGAGGGGUUGACAUUGCAACUCUUAGCAAUAGACGAUAUUUCCCACGGCCAAGAACAAUCAGGAGUCACAUGGUUCAUGCAAAACGAAGGCUCAGGCAUUCACUGAUUGACCAAGAAUGCUUACAAGAAAAAGUCAACCAGUGGAAAAAAGAACAGCCAAAGUCCAGUAUUCUUUUUAGGCCUAAAGCAGUCCAGAAUGAUUCAGAGACCAUUACAGGGGAAAACAGCGACAAAGACAUCGAAGAAGAUGAUGAUAAAGAAAUCAAAAUUUUUCGUGAAAAAGAUGGAGGUUUCUUAUUCGUGUACCAGUCGGCUGAGCAAAAACGAUUGCUAUCACGUUACGGGAAUGAAAUUGCCUUCCUUGAUGCGACGUACCGGACUACUCGAUAUGCUCUCCCGCUUUUCUUCCUUGUAGUCAAAACCAACGUUGACUAUCAAAUUGUUGCAUCAUUUAUUACUGAAAAUGAAGAUACAGACAGCAUAACAGAGGCAUUAGAAGUAAUAAAAAAGUGGAACCCAAACUUUGAGCCAUCAUACUUUAUGACCGAUUACAGCCAUGAGGAAAUAACAGCAAUUGAAUCAGUCUUUCAAGGUUUGCUCAAGGCUGCGAUAAAUAUUUUUAAUUGCAUAAUCAAUUACGACAUUAUGUUGCCUGAGUAUCCUCAGUAUGACUGUAACUUUGGGAGGUGGAUUUGGGCGCACAGACAGGACAGACUUCUCGUGAAUUGCAACACGAAUAAUGGAACUGAGCGACAAAACGAGUCAUUCAAAUACCAGUACCUACAGAAACACAGCCGAGCUUCAGUUACUGGAAUGCUAACCAUACUAAUUGAAGAUUUCCUUGUUGAUAAGUAUGACAGAUACUGUGAACAAAAUCUAAAAUACAGUUCAAACUUUAGAAGAUAUGCCGAGGAUAUCCCUGAUUAUCUUGUCAACCGGCCCCGUACAAUGGUUAAACACUGCAAAGAAAAGAUAACUGCAGCACAAAGCAUCAACCUUGAAAACAUUCACAUCACUAGCUAUGGUGGAUUUUCUAUAAAAGCUAGCAAUGCACAGCCAAAUGGGUAUUAUUACCUCUCCUUCGGAGAUGAAAAUAGUAUGCCACAUUGUUCCUGCCCUGAUUGGAAAAUGUCUGCAUAUCCUUGUAAACAUUUCUUUGCAAUUUUUGUUAAGUAUCCUUCAUGGUCCUGGGAUGCCUUGCCCUCUGCAUACCGUAAUUCCCCAUUUAUGGUCCUUGAUGAUGUUCUUACUAUUGAAAAUGAGAGAAAUUUUGGAGAGCCAUCAAUGACCAAACCACUAGAAAAUGAGCAGCAGCAGCUUGAGGAUAUCAGCAAUGACCAGAAGCUAGCCAAUGAAAUUGGUCAGCCAAAAAGACCUUCUGGACCAUCAGGACCCACAGUCAGAGAGCUCAUUGAUGAAAUAAGGCGAGCUUCUUUUCUGGUAGAAGAUAACAAUUCCCUUAUUUCAGAACUGCACACAAAGCUCCAGGAGAUAAAAUCUUUGAUUUACAAAAAAGCACCAGCUGAGAAGGGCAUUCAUCUUCGACAAAUUACACCAAAGAAGAAACCUAUAAAGAAAAUGAAAAGUUUAAAUAUAAGAAAACGAAAGCUGCCUUUCCAAGGAAGAGUUGGUGAAAAAAAAGAGAGGCUAAUGCAGGCUUGUAGCAUCACCAUAGACAAGUCUGAAGCUUGUUUUAAGGAGGAUGUAGUAGAGGAGAUUGUAAGCGACAAUCAGGAACAACUAGGUUCUACAAUUUUUGUAACAUCAGUUGACAGAGAUACAGCAAGAGACAUUUCAACAGAUUCUGAUGAAAUAAAUACAAACCUUUUUGUUGGAAGGCAGCAACUGAACAAACAUGACUUGAAAAAGAUAUCAGAGAAUGACAUGCUUAAUGAUUCAAUAAUCCAUGUAUUCCAAAGUCUGAUGCUGAAGGAUCAUCCUGAGUCAAAUGGUUUACAAGACCCUGUUCUUGGGCAAAACUUGUCUUUUAAUGUACACCACAACAAACCUUUUGUUCAAAUCCUCCAUGAUGGAAAACUACAUUGGAUUGCUGUUUCAACAUAUGGGUGUGAGCCUGGGGAGGUCUUCUACCUUGACAGCUUGUUCUCUGGUAGAAUAUCAGAAAAAGUUAAGCAGCAAUUGUGUGCAAUAAUGCAUUCUUCAAUGCCAAUUCUGAAGAUAAAUGUUGUCCCAGUUCAACAGCAAUCAAAUGGAGUGGACUGUGGUGCAUAUGCCAUUGCCUUUACAAAUUACAUUCUAAAAGAAAAGAGAAAUCCUACUGAAGUGACAUUUGACCAACAGACAAUGAGGCAUAAUUUAUUAAGGUCCUUAGCAGCAAAUAAGAUGCUUCCUUUUCCAAUAACAACAAAAACUGUAAGAAGAUGCUGCACAAAAACAAUUUCAUUGGAGCUAUACUGUUCUUGUAGAAUGUGCUGGGUACCAUUCGACAACAACAUUUUUGGAAGGUAAAUAAACUACACAUUUACUCACAAUUAUUCAAACUUAGAAACUUGUCAAUUUCCUCCCUAAGAUGUGUAUUUGAAUUGAUGAAUGCAAAAAUAAAAUUAUGUUGAACUUGCUUUAUUAAUAAAACAAUUCAAUACCAUUUUCAUUUAGCGCUGCAUCUUUAGUGAGAAUAUUACCUUGCAGGUUGCAGUAUUUGCUCUUUUGCUCUGUUGAAGAAGCUGUUUUCCAAUUUCCAAUCUAACUUUUUCCCUAACUAUUAUGUUUACAGGCAAAUGGCUGAGUGCUCUGGGUGCAACAACUGGUUUCACCGUUCAUGCGAAAGAAUUAAACCAGAAUUCUUUGUAACAAAGAGUCUGCAAUGGUUUUGCUACCACUGCAAAAGAAACUGAAUUUUGAUACAAUUAUAAAUCUUCUAAGUAUUCUAAGAUUCUAAUAUUCUUCAUUUGUUUUAAAGAUAUAUUUCAGAACUGUCCUUUUGCCAUCAAAGGCUGUUUUAAUGAAUGUAUUACAUCCCAAGCAAUCAAGGUGUUCAGGCUAGACAGGGAUAUCUUUGUACACAGUUGAUUGUGUGUAAAAUUGCAUGGUAAUUGACACAGAAAAUUUGGAUACUAUAUAGUAUAUGUAAAUGCAAGUCCUUUUGAGUCAGUGAAUAGUUCGAAUGAUUUAACAUGCACAACAAAGAAUCUUUGGUCGAAAUGCAAGGUUUCAGCUGUGGACUCUGGAAGUCUAGCACUAGCCCUACAGCAACCUCCCCUCCUAAAUUUUGAGGACGGCACCCUUGGCUAAGAUGGAUAUAUUUAAAGCUUCUUUGAGCCUUCAAAUCAGUGCAAUUUAACUGUGAAAUUGUUCUUGAAGAAUACACCGCAAUAGUUGUUGAUAGCUUACCAUUAUUAAUAAUGUAUCAUACUCUCUUACUCACCCUUCUGACCCUUCUGUGCUGUGGCAACACGUUUCAGUCAUAAUCAUUGAGUCAUGUAUUUAAUCAAC